AGCUGCUGCUGCUGCUGCCACGCUGCUCCAGCCGGUCAGCGAAAAUGGCAGGAGGCAGAAAGAGGAGUCCUGCUGGCCCGCCCAAACUGUCCGCAUUUCUCAGCGCCAUAUGGAGGGAUAAGCACUUGGUUUUAUUCAAAGCAGAGUACACUUUCCUGGUGGCGGCGGUGCUCUGGGUUUUGGAAAUCGGCAUCAACGUGUGGGUCAUUCAGAAAGUUGCAUAUACGGAGAUCGAUUGGAAAGCCUACAUGGAUGAGGUUGAGGGUGUCAUCAAUGGCACGUAUGACUACACGCAACUGAAGGGAGACACUGGACCGUUGGUGUAUCCAGCGGGCUUUGUGUACAUAUUCACUGCACUUUAUUAUAUUACGGAUCAUGGGCUGAAUAUCAGGCUGGGUCAAUAUGUGUUUGCUGGCUUCUACCUCAUCACCCUCCUGCUGGUCUUCCGCAUCUACCACCGCACCAAGAAGGUCCCGCCGUACGUUUUCUUCUUUGUGUGUUGUGCAUCCUAUCGGAUCCACUCCAUCUUCGUGCUCCGUCUUUUUAAUGACCCUGUGGCCAUGAUGCUGCUGUUUGGAGCAGUCAACCUCUUCCUGGAUGCGCACUGGACACUGGGCUGCGCCCUCUACAGUUUGGCCGUGUCUGUGAAGAUGAAUGUGAUGCUCUUCGCUCCAGGACUCCUCUUCCUUCUCCUCUCAGAAUUUGGAUUGAUAAAGACCCUGCCCAAGCUCAUGCUCUGCGCUGUCAUCCAGCUUUUGCUAGGUUGGCCUUUCCUCUUAGUGAAUCCAGUGGGUUAUGUGAGCCGGGCGUUUGAUCUGGGUCGUCAGUUCCUGUUUAAGUGGACAGUAAACUGGCGCUUCCUACCAGAGGAGAUUUUCCUUAGCAGGUAUUUUCAUCUGGCCCUCCUGCUCGCUCAUCUGACCACACUCAUCUUCUUUGCUCUGAAGAGAUGGAAGAGGUCUGGGAGCAGUGUUUGGGCUCUUCUGAAAGAUCCCUCUGAAAGGAAGGAGACGGCACAGAAGCUCACUGCUGAUCAGAUCAUCCUGGUUCUUUUCACCUCCAACUUCAUCGGUAUGUGUUUCUGUCGUUCACUGCAUUAUCAGUUCUAUGUCUGGUAUUUCCACACCCUGCCUUACCUGCUGUGGAGCGGUGGGGUUAAGAAGCUCGCUCACCUGCUCAGAGUGUUGAUACUGGGCCUGAUAGAGUUGGCGUGGAACACAUACCCCUCCACCACGUACAGCUCUGUGUCUCUGCAUGUCUGUCACCUCAUCAUACUGCUGUGUUUGUGGCUGAACCCCACCCCGACCCCUCAGGCCCUGCAGACAGAGUCCCACAACAAGGCCAAGCGCCACUAAGCCCUUUUCUUACUAGAUUCCUCCCUGCGUGGGGCAUCCCGGGCCCUCCACACCCUGCUUCUGCUCCUUCCCCCAUCAAUGCCUCCACUGACUAUCAGUCUUACCAGCUUAAACUGCACUUGCCAUGGAUUCAGUCUGUGACAUCUAAGGGGUGUGGGGUUCAGAUGCCAGUAAAGCUGCCCAGUGUACAGGGAAAAUUGGGAUGGAAAACAAAGAUUCUCAGGAUUUUAAAAGGACUAUGUGCGAAAGGACUUGGAACCUGGAAAAGAAAAUGUGAACGUUGUGUGGAUCAGCAGUGUAAAGCAAGUUUGAACCUUGAGAUAGUUUUCCUGGAAAUGGACUAGACCUAGUCUAGACUGUCAAUUAUUAUUCAUUUUGAAAAGUCUUUUUUAGUCUCCACUUAAAGGAAUACUCCAGCGCUUUUCAACCUAAUCUGCCUAAUCUGUAGAUCAUUACCACAAAAAGUAAUUUUGACACAAGGUCCCUGGAAUAAACAACAAAAAACCUGUUGAUUUGAAUAAAGGCAGUGGGCAGGUACUUCAAUCCAUUAACUCACUUCACUUCUGUCUGAGAUUGAGUUUUCUGUAGGGAUAUUAACCCACUACCAUGGAAAUGCAAUGGCAGCUUGCUCUCACUUUUUCCAGGCAAAUGAUUGUCCAUGAAGAUUAGAUUGAAAAACGCUGGAGCUAAAUUUUGGUUCCUGUAUCUAGGAGCAUCAACAUGACCUGAAGAGACCGCUGGCGAUGCGUACAUAGAGAUGCUGUAAUUACGCCUUGUUUACAGCAGUGGUUACCAACCUUCUUCUUAUAUCUGUCUUUCUUUAGAAUUUAAUGAAAUUUCAACGCCAAUUCCAUUUACAGUUAGCAAUGAUAGCUAAUUUUUGUCCUCAGUUAGAUUUGGGCUGCAAUUGCAGGCGCCCUCUGUGAGGUUGGUGAACAUGGGUCAACAGACAUGGGCAGUGGUCAGCCAUGUACAGUACAUCUGAUUAGAGUAUAAUCCUUUUGUAUUAUUUGUCAAGGUGGAAACGUAGCAGUCAUCAAUGGGCCGACAGGAGUAUGACUGAUAUAAUAAGUAGGUGUGAGGGGAGAAAGUGAAUGCCUUUUAGACUCUGCAAUUACUCCCCCAACCAGGACUUGUUCUGCAGCAUAUGUGACAUUCAUUACAGUUUAAAGCUACAGUCCAGGGUUUCAGAAAGUUCUGAAAAAUGGUAGGCUGAGCUUUCACUGCAAGAACCCAAGAACAACAUUUGAAGGUUAUCUUUCAGUUUAACUUGUUUGACUCUUAGUAGGGUGUGGUACUUGUCAAAUCAGGACUUAAAUGGUCUUAUUUUGUCCAGAAACUAAUAGUUAUAUGUAAGUAUUAUGCAUUUGGUAUCUUUAAGAACUGCUCUACAAAUAUCUGAUUGUAGCUUUAAAUGCUUUCUUUCUGUCACAUCAUUGGUCAGGGAUUUUUAUUUUUAAUGUUUACUUUUAACAUUUGCUCCAAAUGUGACAAAAGCUUUGGCCAAACAGAACUCAUUCAGGAAUACAGCAUACAGGGCACAAAAAGAGCAUAGAUUCUUCUAUUGCUGUGAUGUUUUCGAGCAGGACUUUGUUGUUUUUUUUUUAACAAUUACAGACAGAACUCUGUAUUUUGUGACUUCUUCCAUUCUUUCAGUCUUUCCGUUUUCAUUUCUUCAGUUUGUGCUUUGUCUUCUGUUUCUUUUUCUAGAGUGGUACAUGCAAAUCAUGUGACCUCUAAGCAGUUUAGUUUAAGUUUAUUUCUGUGUGAAGAGUUGAUCUUCGCAGGAUUGCAGUCUUUUUCUGUUCUUUUUUUGCAUGAUCUCUUACUUAAAUACUGACGGCAGCUGCAGACUCACCCAGAGCAGCAUUUUAUCUGGUAAAUGUGUCAAAGCUUGAAAAUAAAAUUCAAAUUUUGGUACAAAUCA
Messenger RNA from Colossoma macropomum (tambaqui), 3282 nucleotides. RefSeq names its product ALG3 alpha-1,3- mannosyltransferase (gene alg3). The transcript has 10 exons. The coding region runs from base 45 to 1355 and encodes 436 amino acids. Gene Ontology annotation, molecular function: dol-P-Man:Man(5)GlcNAc(2)-PP-Dol alpha-1,3-mannosyltransferase activity. NCBI's taxonomy places the organism in Eukaryota, Metazoa, Chordata, Actinopteri, Characiformes, Serrasalmidae. Gene Ontology annotation, cellular component: endoplasmic reticulum. The record is from RefSeq and is a predicted model, not a curated record.